This is a messenger RNA of Populus trichocarpa (black cottonwood), 1149 nucleotides long. RefSeq names its product GEM-like protein 1. The coding region runs from base 335 to 1006 and encodes 223 amino acids. The record is from RefSeq and is a predicted model, not a curated record. The transcript is spliced from 4 exons. Lineage: Eukaryota; Viridiplantae; Streptophyta; Magnoliopsida; Malpighiales; Salicaceae.
UCCACUCCACAACCAAAGCAAAAGGCAUUUUAUUUUGAAAUCUGUUGAAAUUGUCUUGCAUGCAUCAAACGAUGUGAAGGCAUCCUUUUAAUAAAAAGAAUAUUAAUCUCUGUAGAUAAACAGGCUGCUCCGAAAAUACCACCUUCGAAUAAAUAAAUAAAUAAAUCGGCCGGUUUGGGCGGUUACCACGGGGAAUAAUUGCGGGGAGCUAAAAUCGAAGUGACGUUUGGGCGGUGGAGGAAAAGUGAGUCUCCUGUCUUGCUGCCUUAUAACUUGCACAACUCUGCAACCCCGACGCAAUACAGUGAACCCCAAUCUCCAUCCUCAACACAACAUGGACCACAAUAACAACAAUCCUUACCUACAGUUUGCGCCUGUUCCUCCCGCUACUAGUAAUGGACAUGGGACGAAUGGCAACAGAUCGAUGGGGAAGAUAUGUGAUGCUCUGAAUCGAUGCGGGAAAAGGGUCGAAGUGGCCACUAGGAAAGCAGAAGUCUAUGCUGAUAACAUCUGGCAUCACUUCAAGGUUAGUCCUAGUCUCACCGAUGCGGCAAUGGCAAGGAUUUCUCAAGGGACAAAGGUACUCACUGAAGGAGGACAUGAUAAGGUAUUCCAGCAGACAUUUGAGGUCUUGCCUGGAGAGAAGUUCUUGAAUGCAUAUGCUUGCUAUAUAUCAACUUCCACAGGACCUGUCAUUGGGACACUUUAUAUAUCCUCCAAAAAGGUGGCCUUUUGCAGUGAGCAUCCCUUCUGCUAUUAUUCUCCCACAGGACAGCAGCAAUGGAUGUAUUACAAGGUCGUGGUGCAGCCUGAUCGGUUGAGAGCAGUAAAUCCUUCUUCAAACAGAAUGAACCCUUCUGAUAAGUACAUCCAAGUUGUGACAACAGAUGGUCAUGAAUUCUGGUUCAUGGGGUUUAUAUCAUACGACAAGGCACUGAAGCAAUUAUGUGAGACUUUACAGCAGUCUCGUGACUCUUCUGGGGUCCCUGUGGCACACAGUGCAUGAUCAUGCUCCCUCCCGGCGGCAUGCUUAACUUAUGGAACAGAAUAUUGUGACGGUAAUGUUUUAUAAGUAGAAUAAUUUAGGUUGAUCGUCAAUGGACAAUGAAUGUUAAACAGGAAUAUUUGUGUUGACAAUUUGCUUAGAAA